CUUCUUCCCCCCUCUCACCUCCGUCCCCUCCCAAUUUCUCUGGUAUUAUUGACUGCUCGCUCGCCCGCCGCCCGCCUACGCGUUGUCUACCACCAGACCGCUACCCGCCGCCGCUGUCGCCUGCUGGGGCCAGACUUUUUUCUUUCGCUUUUUCGCUCCGACCGCCUCUGCUCAGGUUCCCAUUCCUGUAGUCCCUCUCUCUCACACACCUACAUAAUACACUAAUCCCUACGCCCAUCCCAUCUUCUUCGUCUUAUUACCUUCCCUUCCGACUUCUUCUCUCAAAAACUUUGAAUACCACCUAUAGCACACACACACACACACACACACACACCUUCACUCCCACCUUUCACCACGGAGACAAAAUUAGAAAGAAAAGGGGGUUGAAACAGGUCUGCUAUUUUGUCCGCCCUGCGAGUCACGUCUACUUGGGCCCGAGCCCUCCCACUGCGCCGAGGCGUUCUUUGCGCCACAGCGAGCCCUUUUUCCCUUGUCAGACCCGAGCCUCGACACUCGACGGCACUCCCGAGUCUUACUCGGCCCAACUCGACUCGACUCGACUCGACCAGACCAGACCAGACAGUCCAAAGAAUUGCUUGAGUCGCAGACUUUACCCCCACCACCACCACCACCAGCCAGCCAAUUCUGCAUAACCUGUCGCUGCUGCCCCUCCAGCAACCCGCCCUGCUGUGCAUAGCUGUUCAUUCUUGCCAGCUGCACUGCACCCACGCUUCCCUUGCGGCUGACACCCAUCUGCGGCCUGCCUGCGUCACCGAUAGCCGGAACCAAGAGAGACAACAGUCAAACAAGGGGAAAAGAAAAAGAAGGACAGACCAAGAAAGAGGCGAUAGGUCAUCCGCCGUCGGUUCGCUUUCGCGUAUAUACCGCCUCCGUCCCGUCUACCCUCUCUGUCUCUCUCGCUCUACCACCAGGACCCCUCCGAACGAACCUUCGCCCACCAAACAAACCUGCUGCGCGCUCAUGCCUUCCGCAUCCCCCGCUAUGGCGAGCCCAACAACCGCCUCGGCGGCCAGUUCCAAACCUUCCUCAGUCAAGUCUGACGGCAAAAAAUCGCCGCGUUUGACCCCGCAAAAUGGCCAGUCCCUCACCAACGGCAAUUCGUCCCACGACGCCCUGCCGAAACCUGCCGAGAAACCCUCCAUGAAGGACAAGCUCACGCGCAUGUUCUCGACCAAAGACGUCAGCCGAAACGCUAUUGAGGUUCCCCAUCGACCCCGCGGCUCCAGCUUUAAUGGCAGCGACAAGCCCCAACCUCCCAGCAGGAAACCAUCCACCACCACCGCAGAGAAAGUCCCCGAGAAACCAGCCAGCAAACCCGCAAAACCCCCCGUAAAAGACCUUCAUCGAUUCAUGGCGAGCCCGGACUUGCAAGGUGGCCACGAGCACCACCUCAAGUCAAGUCGCAGGCAGGAGAAGCUCUCCGACAUGUGGCGUACCCUCAUCGGCAAGAAGCAAGAGCACGCCGAAAACGACCUGUCGCUCGUCUCUAACUGGGUCGACACGCUCAAGGCCGAGAAGGAGGAUAUGGCUGGCGACAAGAAGAACGGUCCAAAUGCAACGACCACUCUUGUAGAAAAGUACGGAAAAUGUCAGGAGGUUGUAGGCCGUGGUGCCUUUGGAAUCGUCAGGAUAUCCCACAAGAAGGUCGAGAAUGGAGUAGAAAGACUUUUCGCCGUCAAGGAAUUCCGCCGUCGCCCAGAGGAGACGGAGAAGAAGUACAGCAAGCGACUGACUGCCGAGUUUUGCAUUUCCUCGUCGUUGCGUCACCCCAACGUUAUUCACACUCUGGAUUUGCUCAAGGACGCCAAGGGAGAUUACUGCGAAGUCAUGGAGUUUUGCGCCGGUGGUGAUUUGUACACUCUCGUCCUCUCAGCCGGCAAGUUGGAGGUUCAGGAGGCGGAUUGCUACUUCAAGCAGAUGAUGCGUGGUGUGGAGUACCUCCACGAGAUGGGUGUUGCCCACCGCGAUCUGAAGCCCGAGAACCUGCUGCUCACUACUCGUGGUGGCUUGAAGAUUACAGACUUUGGUAACGGCGAGUGCUUCAGAAUGGCCUGGGAGACGGACCCUCACAUGGUUUCCGGCCUCUGUGGCUCUGCUCCCUACAUUGCGCCCGAGGAGUACACAGACAAGGAAUUCGACGCCCGCGCUGUCGAUGUCUGGGCCUGUGGUGUCAUUUACAUGGCCAUGCGUACCGGUCGCCACCUUUGGCGCGUUGCCCGCAAAGACGAGGACGAAUUCUAUGCUAGAUACCUGGAAGGUCGUCGCGACGAGGAGGGCUACGGACCGAUUGAGUCCUUGCACAGAGCGCGCUGUAGGAACGUGAUAUACUCGAUUUUGGAUCCUAAUCCCACCCGUCGCAUUACUGCGUCCCAGGUCCUUAAGUCAGAGUGGGGACGCGAGAUCAAGCUCUGCAAGGCUGGUGAAGAGGGCCUUUGAAUAACGACCUCGUCUUGGAACUACUACGGUGGACAGCUUCUUUAUUGUCAACAAGACUUUCAACAAUUCAUUUCAACGGCGGAACAGCAAUGACCGGAAUUUUCCAACCCGGCACAACGAUAGAACAAUGCGUCUGCACAGACAGCGUGCGUCAACCGGCGGUCUUUUGACUCCCUCUUUCAGCCUGCUUCGAUUCACACCCUUUUACACUUGUUUACCUGACGAUUUUACGACACCCCCAUGCGACCUUGUUAUUGCGAGCAUCGGCGUUUGGCGUUUCACCCUCCCAUGCUGCUUACACCACAACAACCUACUGUUCAACGUACAUAUGACACCCCCGUCUUUGGAACGGGGCACCGGCAGAACUACGCUACAGAGCCAGGCCCACUACAUCUCUGGAUUGAUUUGGCCAGCAGUCCUCAAGCCCCCAUGGAAUGAAGCUAUAAUGAGCGACGGAUUUAAGAUGCGCAAGGGCAUUCACGACCUGGAAACGGAAGAUGGACUUGGUUGAGCCUCAGGGGAAGAGGCUCGGUGGGAUGGUUGAGAGACGGGAGAAAUCGGUAAGGACCGGAUGCAUAGGCCAUGAUGCAUCGGUCUUGGGAACGACGUCUUUGGGAGACUGCAUGCGUGUGCGGGCUAUGGAACCGAUGUGUCCCGUACAUUUGCCAGAAUCAAAUGUCCUGGAUUGAUCGUGUGGUCUCCCAGCAGCAAACUCUCUAGUCCACUCGCUUUGCUCCUAUAGUGAGUGGCUGUAUUCUGAGCCAAAGACCUAAAGAAAGAAAAAUUUAAUGAACAAAGCAAAGAGGGAGCGGCAUCCUUGGGCGUGAUCGUCUCUGUGACUGCUCUUGUCUGUGUGCUCACAACUCUUUGCCAUGAAUUUUGCUUGGGUCUGGCAGUCUGGGCGGUCCGCAAAGACCGCCUGUGCGGAUGGUCGGUCACCUGUUCCACGUCCCGGGCACAGGCUGAUCCGUGGUAGGAACCACAGAAGCAUAUUGCUGGAUCUAUUGCAUCGUGGGGAUACGCAAAGCCACGAUGCCUUACUUUGCCUUUUUACGAUGACAGGUGGGCAUUACCAGAGAGCCGGGGCGCAGUAUAGAGUUGUCUACAGCCACGCUUGCUCGUGGGACAACUGCUCUGUGGGUUUUAUCAUUUGCUGAGAGGUCCUCUUUUGCUAAACUCUACUUUCUCUAUAUAUCACAG
Molecule: messenger RNA, 3657 nt
Organism: Colletotrichum scovillei
Lineage: Eukaryota; Fungi; Ascomycota; Sordariomycetes; Glomerellales; Glomerellaceae
Exons: 2
Coding region: 982-2457 (491 amino acids)
Biological process (GO): intracellular signal transduction; intracellular monoatomic cation homeostasis; protein phosphorylation
Molecular function (GO): ATP binding; protein serine/threonine kinase activity
Source: RefSeq, a predicted model, not a curated record